AUGGCUUUGCCGCGUUUCUCUCUGAAGAGAUACUUUUUCUACGUGCUAUGUCUGACGGGCACGUUGAUUGUUCUGCUAAAUCUUCUGCGAGAGGACGAAAUAUGGCACAGCAUGCGGCCACAUCCCGGUCAGCCACAGGCUGUUCGAGUUACCGGCGACAUGCCGAAGAUAAAAUCCGAUUGGCCUUUGAAAUCGAAGAAGCCGACGAUGCGAGUAUUACGCACUCGGGAGCGAGUGAGGAAAAGACUUUCGUCCGAGGUAUUAAAUGUAAAUGGUACCGCGAGCUUGAGCGAAAACUCGAUAGACCAAGAUCCAUCGCGAAAACCUUGGUACAUGAAAGGAGGAACCAGAAGACCGUAUCCGGCAAUAAGAACUCGCAGUACUGGCCGAAGAUUAGCUCAAUUGUGGCCGGAGGAAGCUGCUUACGAUGAUCGUGUGACUAAUCAGCUAAUGUUCGUGCCACCUGAUUACAACAAAACAGGCAGUGAUCAUCCAUUGAAAAAAAUAAUGAUUCCUCACGGGAUGGCCGAAGCCAAAAUCGGUCCUGACAUUUUCUUCCAACAACGCUGCCCGGUGAAUACUUGCACGAUCGUCCGCGACAAUCCGGACGACGCCGAUCUUAUUCUAUUUAAGGAUUACAUCACACACGUGGGACGAAGGUCUUACAAUCAGGUGUGGAUGCUGUAUUUUUUAGAAUGUCCUUAUCACACGCAAACCGUAAAGAGCGCUCUUGUCAAUUGGACUGCCACAUAUCGGCGCGACAGUGAUGUAGUGGCACCUUACGAAAGAUGGCAAUAUUAUGAUUCGAGUAUCACACAGAUUCCACAAACAUUUAAUUAUGCAGCAAAUAAAACAAAAAAGGUCGCCUGGUUCGUUUCCAACUGCCAUCCCCGAAAUCAGCGUAUGCAUUAUGCCAGGGAACUCUCGAAAUACAUCCAAGUGGACAUUUACGGUGCGUGCGGCAGUCUGCGUUGCCCGCGGUCGCAGUCGCAAACGUGCUUCGACAUGCUCGACGAGGACUACAAAUUCUAUCUCGCAUUCGAGAAUUCCAACUGCAAAGACUACAUCACGGAGAAGUUCUUCGUUAAUGGUCUUGGGCACAAUAUUUUGCCUAUCGUGAUGGGGGCUCAUCCGACGGAUUACGCGCGUAGCUCACCGUAUCGUUCCUACAUCCAUGUAGACGAAUUCGAGUCGCCGAAAGAGCUCGCUGAAUAUCUGCAUCGAUUGGACCACGACGAUGACUUGUACAACUCGUAUUUUCGCUGGAAGGGUACCGGCGAAUUUAUUAACACGUAUUUUUGGUGCCGGGUAUGCGCCAUGCUACACGACGACCGUCCGCCAAAGUAUUAUAAGGAUGUGAACGAAUGGUGGCGAGGGGAUGGCGUGUGCACGACUAACUCAUGGCGAGAACACGAUCUCGCACGUCCACAAAAUACUUGAAGAGAAAUCGCCCCGGGGAUACAUUUAAAAGGCUCUUCCGGCAGCCACGGGGAGAUCCGUGCGUGUAUGCGUGCGUGUGUGCGUGCGUGCGUGCGUCCGCCCACGACACGUUGCUCAAUUUCUACAAACGAUUCCGAUUCUUCCAAAACAGAACAUUGCCUGAGUCUGAA
Messenger RNA from Cyphomyrmex costatus, 1610 nucleotides. It is a transcript of the gene FucTA, whose product is annotated as glycoprotein 3-alpha-L-fucosyltransferase A. Gene Ontology annotation, cellular component: membrane. Bases 1 to 1440 code for a protein of 479 amino acids. The transcript is spliced from 7 exons. Gene Ontology annotation, molecular function: fucosyltransferase activity. Lineage: Eukaryota; Metazoa; Arthropoda; Insecta; Hymenoptera; Formicidae. The record is from RefSeq and is a predicted model, not a curated record.